Heterostelium album PN500 is the source of this 309-nucleotide messenger RNA. RefSeq lists its product as uncharacterized. Lineage: Eukaryota; Evosea; Eumycetozoa; Acytosteliales; Acytosteliaceae. The record is from RefSeq and is a predicted model, not a curated record. The transcript has 2 exons. Bases 1 to 309 code for a protein of 102 amino acids.
AUGAAUAGUUUAAUAAGAUCAACAACAUCAUUGUUUAGUAGAUGUAAUGGUGGUGUAAUUGGUGGUUUGGUUAGAAACAUCACUGAUUUGAAGAAGAAUUCACCACGUGUCAAGAAAUCGAUUUGCAUCUUAUCGAACGGUGCUACCAUCCCAAUAUAUACAUCAUUACCAUACGCACCAGUUUGGAGAUCAACUAUCGAUAUCUUUUCAACCGUUCCAGAUUAUCAUUUCGACAGCAUCAAAGACAUCAAACAAAAACGUAGAAAGCACCAAACCAGCAAAUAUAGUGAAUUCAAAAAGAAGAGAUAA